UUUACAAAAUAAACCGGCAGCAAAUUAGAACAUCAUAUUAAAUUAAAUAAUUUCUUGAUGUUAUCCGUGCCAAGCGGGCGGCCAAAUAACACAACUCUUACUAGUGUCGCAACAACAUAAAACUUGAAACUGAGGAGCUGUCGGAAAUGGCCGAUUCGGAUUCCAACGAGGUCUUAAUAGAGGAAAUAGACAGCAACGAUGUGCCGGAGAACGAGCUGGAACAAUUCCAGGAAACAGAGCCGCUACGCGUGGUAGACAUCAUUGAUUGCGAUGCAGAUGGCGAGCGACACAGCUUCGGAGCAGACGAGGAGGAAGGAGCUUUGAUCAAGCGCUACGUGCAGGGUGUUCAGUGCCUGGAGUUCCCAGACUUUUGUACCAAGCUAGAGGCCAGCGACGAGGAUGAUGAAGAGCAAAUAGAACCAGCGGGAAACAGCAGCGUCGAGCAGCCGAGCACUUCGGCACAAGCAAAAACUGCACAGGAACAGUCGACGGGAAGUGGUCGUUCCGGUGGUGGGGGCUUUCGUAAAAGCCAACUGAGCACUGCCCUGCAAGGACUGAUGGGCGAAGCGAACCUGAGCUUUGUAUAUGGACGCUUCGAAACAGCUGAACGCAUCUGUAUGGAAAUCAUUCGUCAGAAUCCUCUAGCCAGUGAACCCUUUUACACGCUAGCCGAGAUUUAUGAGAACCGCGACGAGGUCAAGUUUCUAAACUUUUCCACGCUUGCUGCACACUUAAAUCCUCAGGAUCGUGAUAUGUGGAUACGGGUUUCCGAUCUGCUUGUCCAGCAGGGAAAUCUGGCCCGUGCUCGUCUCAUCUACACGAAGGCCAUUAAAAUGCUGCCCAAAGUUUACCAACUGCGACUGAGGAAGGCUCAAUUGCUGCAGAAAAUGGGGGAAACCAAUGCAUCUAUGUUUACGUACCUAAAAAUGCUGCCCCUGAUGCCGCCCGACGAAUGGAAAAUGUGCCUGAACACGGCAAAAAAUGUUGCUCGAUACUUUCAUGUACUGGAGAAGCACACGCUGGCCCUGGAAGCAAUGGAGGGGGCAUAUAGCGUUUGCGGCGCGCGUUUCAGUCUGGAGGACAUUAACAUAUAUCUGGAGCUAUUGAUCUUAAACAAGCAGUAUGCCAAGGUUUUAAGAUGCCUGCGGGAGCGCACAAAUUUCGAGUUAGAGAACGACCAGGAGGAGAGUCUGGAGCUGAUAUACUUUUGUGAAAUCCCAGAUGACUAUGUUCCCGAAUUGCGGGCAAAGCUGUGUGUAAGCCUCAUCCACAUGCGGGCACACCAUCUGCUAGGCUAUCUAAUCCAAAAUAUCCAGGAACACAUCACUCUGACGACGGAUCGAGUGGAGCUAUACAUGGACGUCACGGAGGCUCUGAUGCAGGAGCACAAGUAUGCGGAGGCCAUAGCGCUGAUGAGUCCUAUUACUGAUGGUGACACUGUUGAGUGUCCUGCGUUUGUAUGGCUGCGACAAGCCGAGUGCCUUCGUCAAUUAAACCGUACAAAUGAGGCAAUUCAAAGCUACGAGAAAGUUGUACAACUAGCUCCCUUCUGCUACGAUGCACGGUUUACCCUCUCCGCACUGCUGAAACAGCAGGGACGGCACGAGGAGGCCGUUCAGGCUUUGGAGCAACCGGGCGAAGCCGAGGGCCAACCACUAAUUGCUCGCCUGUUGUAUGAGAGGUGUGUGAUGCUACAGCAAAUAGGGCGAAUCGAGGAGUUUUUAGACGUAGGCUACGCACUGUUAAGCCGACAUUCUAUAAAGCUGUACAACCGUGAAGAGAUGAUGGCUGCCUCAAAUGGAGGCAGUGCCUACAAUUCGGAAAGCCUCAAGACCAUCAUUCAAAUGCGGAGCAAGGCGGUUGAUAGCUCAGCGGAGCAAGAUUUGCAGGAUCCUGCCAAAAAUGCCGCCACUGAGGCCUCCGAUCUGACUGUCAAGGAUGAAUUCAACCUAUUCCAGGAACUUGUGCGUACGGCUUUUAAGCAUGGCAUGCACAGCGCCGCCGAAAAGAUUUGCUUUGCCAUGGUGACCACAAAGAGAUUUACAUACUACCACCACGAAAUCGAGAGGAUUAUGGUGCUGAUCUGCUACUACAACGACGACUGUGCUAUAGCCUUCUCGUAUUUACGUGAACUGAUAGCCAAGCAGCCUAGCCAGACGGCUCUGUGGAACAUGCUAUCGCUGAUGAUUCAAAAGGGUGACGAGGUUCGCUAUUAUCGCUAUAUGAGGCGUCUGAUGCAACGCCAUCCGGUGGAUACAAAACCUAUGCGCAUCUUCCAGGGCCACUAUCAUCUCAACUGCGCCUCCUUUAAGUAUGCCUUAAACAUCUACAUGCCAAUUCUGCGUGAGAAUCCGGAUCCCCUGGUGGCCCUCUGCAUAGCAGUGGCUUUUAAUCAGCUUUCUCUGCAGAAGAAAGUUCUUCGCAAGUCGGCUUCUGUGGCCCAGGCCGUGGCCUUUGCCCAGCGGUACAAGGAGCUGCGAUCGGCUGGCCAUGAAUUCUCAGAUUGUGCCGCCCAACAGGAGAUCUUCUACAACAUUGGACGUAUCUACCACCAAGCUAACAUCCUCCACCUGGCAGUGGAGUACUAUGAAAAGGCGCUGGCCGUUCCUGUUCAUCCGCUGAUUGCAGAACACGAAUCCACUUUGGGUUUGCAACACGAGGUCGCUUUUAAUCUGCACCUUAUAUACCGUGCCAAUGGGAACAAGUGGAAAGCCCGCCAGUAUUUGAUCCGUUACUGUGUGGUUUAACCACUGGCCUCUACGAGUUUUUAGCUAUUCCGGCUAUUAGUUUAAAGUUCUGUCAUAAACGCGAACCAUGCUAAUGUAUAUAUUAUUCUUUCAAUAUUACUGAACAGAUUUUUUACAACUACUUUUAAAAAGUAUCCAGACAACAAAGUAAAACGACAAACGAAUUGUAAUUAAACCUUGAAAAUACUUGUUAAGCAGAAAGUUCUUGAUAGUAUUUAAGGUCACUUGACGACAUUAUAUACAUUUUUUUUUCUGUAUAUAGGAGAAUCUUUCUCGGUUUAUAACGAUUAAUAUCCCGAUUAUAUUAUCAUAGAUUAAAAAAUCGUGUAAAAUUA
Molecule: messenger RNA, 3082 nt
Organism: Drosophila eugracilis
Lineage: Eukaryota; Metazoa; Arthropoda; Insecta; Diptera; Drosophilidae
Product: general transcription factor 3C polypeptide 3
Exons: 2
Coding region: 147-2747 (866 amino acids)
Biological process (GO): transcription by RNA polymerase III
Cellular component (GO): transcription factor TFIIIC complex
Molecular function (GO): protein binding
Source: RefSeq, a predicted model, not a curated record